GACGACGCAGUACUAACAUACAGGUCGACUCAGGUCUCCCGCAAAAAUGCCUAGCCGACUCCAGGAAUAUCAGGUCAUUGGCCGUCACCUUCCAAGUGAUGCCAACCCGACCCCAAAGCUCUACCGCAUGCGCAUCUUUGCUCCAAACGAUGUCGUUGCGAAGAGCCGAUUCUGGUACUUCCUUGCCAAGCUGCGCAAGAUCAAGAAGGCCAACGGUGAGAUCGUUAGCUUGAACAAGAUCCACGAGAAGCACCCACUCAAGGUCAAGAACUUCGGUAUCUGGAUCCGCUACGACUCGCGUUCUGGUACCCACAACAUGUACAAGGAGUACCGAGAGAUGUCCCGCUGCGAGGCUGUGCAGGCUCUCUACCAGGACAUGGCAUCCCGCCACCGUGCCCGCUUCAGGACCAUCCACAUCCUCAAGGUCAUCGAGGUGGAGAAGACCGACGACAUCCGUCGCCCAUACAUCAAGCAGCUCACCUCCAAGAACCUCAAGUUCCCAAUGCCUCACCGUGCACCACCAACCAGCAAGAAGGUCGUCUUCGCCGCGACCCGCCCGAACACCUUCUACUAGAUGUGUUGAGCGCUGUCUGCAUUUGGGACUGGGGAAGCGGAUGACUGCCCGGAUCGGCGGUCUCGGAAAGGCGUUGCUCACAGUGUGCGUAGCUAGCGUAUGACGAAAAAGUAGCUGGCACUAUGUCCAAGAUGCAUGAAUACCCAAAGUUUUUCACGUUUCA
This is a messenger RNA of Pseudocercospora fijiensis CIRAD86, 737 nucleotides long. RefSeq lists its product as uncharacterized. Gene Ontology annotation, molecular function: structural constituent of ribosome. The transcript is spliced from 4 exons. The record is from RefSeq and is a predicted model, not a curated record. Gene Ontology annotation, cellular component: cytosolic large ribosomal subunit; ribosome. NCBI's taxonomy places the organism in Eukaryota, Fungi, Ascomycota, Dothideomycetes, Mycosphaerellales, Mycosphaerellaceae. Gene Ontology annotation, biological process: translation. Bases 47 to 574 code for a protein of 175 amino acids.